Messenger RNA from Neltuma alba, 2157 nucleotides. Its product is annotated as amino acid permease 3. Bases 435 to 1904 code for a protein of 489 amino acids. Lineage: Eukaryota; Viridiplantae; Streptophyta; Magnoliopsida; Fabales; Fabaceae. The record is from RefSeq and is a predicted model, not a curated record. The transcript has 6 exons.
GGGAGAAAGAGAGCGCGUGGAGGUGAUUGCGUCACGUGGGGUCCCAAAAUCUUUGUUCAAAGCCCCGUUUUCUCCUUCAUCCCCUCCCUCCCUCUCCUUAUUUAUACCCUUCUCGCUUCUUCCUCUUCUUCACUGCUUCCCCUCACAUCCUAUACUCUCUCUGCAUUCAUUCAUUUCUUCCCACAUCACACCACUGUGUCUUCCUAUCUCUCUCUGUCUCGGUUUCUGUGAUUCCUUGGGACCUGUGUCUUUCGCCCUCUGUUUCAGGUUGACCCUGAACUGGGAGUUACUCCUCCUUCUCUUACCCAUCCCCUCCAUUUCAUUCAAUUCUCACUUCCUCUCAAUUCAUCCUCUGCAUAUUUUAAAUAUUCACGUUCCGGUUUUCUCUCACCACCAGCUAACAACAAGUCGGGUGCCUUCUUCUUGCCUCCAACAUGGUUGAGAACGGCACCGCCAAAACCCGUCAGGCAUUUCAGGUCUCCAUUGACGUGGCUCCGCAAGGCGGCUCCAAGUGCUUUGACGACGAUGGCCGCCUCAAGCGAACUGGGACUGUUUGGACCGCGAGUGCCCAUAUCAUCACCGCAGUUAUAGGCUCCGGUGUGCUCUCCUUGGCCUGGGCUAUAGCUCAGCUCGGAUGGAUUGCAGGGCCUGCCGUCAUGAUUCUCUUCUCUUUUGUUACUUACUACACCUCCACCCUCCUCGCCGCCUGCUAUCGUUCCGGCGACCCUUUCACUGGCAAGAGAAACUACACUUACAUGGACGCCGUUCGAUCAAACCUCGGCGGCUUUAAGGUCAAGAUUUGUGGGCUGGUUCAAUAUGUGAACCUUUUCGGCGUCGCCAUUGGAUACACUAUUGCAGCUUCCAUAAGCAUGAUGGCAGUCCAAAAGUCUAACUGCAUUCACAAGACUGGGAGCAAAGACGAUUGCAAAAUGAAUGGAGAUGUGUACAUAGUUGCCUUUGGCAUCGCCGAGAUUGUCUUCUCUCAAAUUCCAGACUUCGAUCAGUUAUGGUGGUUAUCCAUUGUAGCUGCUGUCAUGUCCUUCACCUACUCAACCAUUGGGCUCGGCCUCGGCGUUGCUCAAACCAUAGAAAACAAGAGAAUUGGAGGAAGCCUAACAGGGAUAACCGUGGGUGCCGUCGUAGACUCCCAAAUUGUGACAGAGACACAGAAAGUCUGGAGGAGCUUCCAAGCUCUGGGCGACAUAGCCUUCGCCUACUCUUAUUCAAUGAUCCUCAUAGAAAUCCAGGACACAUUGAAAGCUCCACCAUCGGAAGCAAAAACGAUGAAGAAGGCCACUUUUAUCAGCGUUAUCGUGACCUCAUUUUUCUACAUGCUAUGUGGAUGCUUUGGGUAUUCUGCAUUCGGAGACUCAAGCCCAGGAAACCUCCUCACUGGUUUCGGCUUCUACAAACCGUAUUGGCUCCUCGACUUAGCCAAUGUUGCCAUUGUUGUCCACCUCGUCGGUGCUUACCAGGUUUAUUGCCAACCCCUCUUCUCAUUCAUUGAGAAAACAGCAUCAGACAGAUUCCCAGAAAGUGAUUUUGUGAACAAGGACAUUGAGGUUCCGAUCCCUGGUCUCCGAUCACCCUACCAACUCAACUUCUUCCGAUUGGUUUGGAGGACCAUUUUUGUGAUCAUAACCACUGUCAUAUCAAUGCUUCUUCCAUUCUUCGGCGGCGUUGUGGGGCUUCUCGGAGCUCUUGGGUUCUGGCCUCUCACUGUGUAUUUCCCGGUGGAGAUGUACAUAAGCCAGAAGAGAAUACCAAAGUGGAGCACCAAAUGGGUCUGCCUCCACAUGCUCAGUGUUGCUUGCCUCUUCAUUUCUUUAGCAGCCGCUGCUGGUUCUAUUGCCGAUAUUAUCGAUCAACUUAGAAAUUACAAGCCAUUUGCGGUCACCUUAUAAGCUACACAUACAGUGAUCGCCAUAGAUGAGCAUUUCGGACACAAGAGAGAGAAGAUUUCGAUUCUUGUUCAUGUUUAUAUGUGAAACCUAGGAUGGUGAUCUUAAUGUUGGUUUCUUAGCUAGCAGCCUUUCAUAUCCCCAGUCCUCUUGCUUUGUAUUUUCUCUUCUCUUUCAAGCGUCCUCUAGCCGUGUAACUUCGUGCUAUGCACUCCGAUGUGAAAUGCAACAAAUGAAGCAUAAGCUUUCAAAAUCU